This is a messenger RNA of Symbiodinium sp. CCMP2592, 1047 nucleotides long. Lineage: Eukaryota; Dinophyceae; Suessiales; Symbiodiniaceae. The record is from the annotation of a GenBank genome assembly.
AUGACUGGAAUGACGCAGGUCGAUGUGGCAGAGCAUGCAGAGCCAGAGACCUUCAACAUCGAGAAAGCUUUGGAGGCUUUCCUUGCGGAUGUGAGCUGCAAGGAGCUGCGGCUGCCGCCUUUGGAUCCCGAGCAGCGCAAGCAGGCCAAGAAGCUCGCAGAGAAGUACCCAGAGAUGAAGUGCGAAAGCUACGGUUUUGGUGAGGAACGCAGAUUGCACCUGUUCAAAACCGCGGCAACAUUGAAAGCCGGCCUGGCAAAGGAAGGUCCCAAAGAGCUGCAGCAGGCAGAGUGUGCUUCAGAUCAUUCCACCGCCGUUUCAGGAGCUGCCUCGCCGGAAAAGACAGAGGGCAUUUCUGGUGGGGCCUUAUUCGAAGAAGUUGCGGCACUACUUUCAAAUCUUUACCAGGUGCGGAACACUUUCAUCCACAUCGAGGAGAAGGGUGUUGUGGAUCAGCGCAACAUCCAGUCUAUGCCUCAUGGAAUGUUUCGGCAGUGCUUGCAGGAGGAAGCUGCCCAGAUCCCACAAGACGGUCACGCAGGCCCCACGACUCCUGCUGCCGAACCUGCCAAUGCACCGAUUCCAGAGGUUCCCGAGAUCACCAAGGCCAAGGACUUCGCUCCAGGUACCGAGGUGAUCAUUGAAGGACUGCAGAAAUUCCCUGCUUUCAAUGGGCUUCGUGGCACAAUCCAGCUGCUGGACAAGUCCACAGGUCGCUACAAUGUGCAGCUUGCCUCUUCUGACGGGCCCAUGGACCAGAUCGCCAAGAUCAAGGGCGACAACCUUCGAAUGUUGGCGCCGCCUCCUCCGAACGCAACCCCAGAGACCCCGUCCAAGAUGCACGCGAGGGCACCGGACUUCGUCCCGAUGCAGCAGUGCGUGAGAAUGCCGAACGUGCAGCCCAACGUGCAGAUGAAUACACAGCACUUGCAGCCGAACGUGCAGCCAAACCCGACUUGGCAGGAGCCCGCCCUGACAAUUCAGCAGAGCUACGAUCCGUCUCAGUACUACACAUACCAGUGCGCACCGAAGAUUGCAGCCCGCUGA